Molecule: messenger RNA, 7809 nt
Organism: Ailuropoda melanoleuca (giant panda)
Lineage: Eukaryota; Metazoa; Chordata; Mammalia; Carnivora; Ursidae
Gene: PRRG3
Product: proline rich and Gla domain 3
Exons: 4
Coding region: 2206-2901 (231 amino acids)
Cellular component (GO): extracellular region
Molecular function (GO): calcium ion binding
Source: RefSeq, a predicted model, not a curated record
GGUGCAGGUGGGCGGGGACAGGGGCCCUGCUGGAAGAGGCGCUGCAGCGAGGUGGCGGGCUGCGUGCGCAAACAGGGCGGCAGCCUCCUGGGCCCAGAGAACGGUGAGGCCGUUUGGGUUGGGCGCCCCAGACCCGAGGGCAUGGUUCGGUGUCCAAGGCCACCGAGCUGGGAGCGGGGCACUUUUGGGGGUGGGCCCGGCCAAGCCAAGGAGUUGGGGGUCUUGAGCAGACCCAGGAGAAGAGUGUGGCUGGGCCAGAAGCUGGAGUUCAUGGGCAGGGCGCAGCUGGCUGGUGACGGUGGGCAAGGAUGGGCACUUUAAGGGCUGGCAUGAGUGGAAGGGGACAAGGAGGGCCCAGAGUUUGAGUAUGAGAUUAAUUUGGGAGUUCCAUGUCACUGGGUGGGUUGAUGAGUCCUGAGCUUUGGCGAUCACAGAAGCCUUUCCUGGCGACCAGUUCUGAGUGAGGGGAAUGGAAAAAGGCUAGGAUUUGGAGAAGUGGUUUGGAGGCCACGUCUUGGGACACCCGGUGCUCUGAUGGCCUCCUGUCCCCAUGCGAGGGACUUUGCAAGCGAUGUUUCAGAGUGCUGUGAUUUGGAAGCUUCAGCCUAGGCUGGAGUUAAGGUCUUUGUGGUGGCCCGUCCCUGCCUUCCUUCCUUUCCAGGCCUUCAGGAUUCAGCUGAGUUCCUGGGGGGAGUGGGUUAAAAAUUCCUUCGGCCUACAAUCAGCCUUACAGUAUCCACCAGGGGUAGGAGGGACAUGUACAUGCGUGACUGCAGCAGCAUUCUCUGUCGUGGAGCCCUCAUGGCUUCCUCGCUGUUGCCAUAGCAACGCCCUAUUGAUGGUGUAUUUAUAGGGGAAGAAGCAGGCGCUAAAUUUUGGGGAAGGUGGGGGAGGCGGCCUCAUAGCAGCAGCAGCAGCAGCAGCAGCUAUAGAAUUAUUAUUGGAGUGGGCCAUGCCGGGUGAGCUGUUCGGGGGGAGUUCCUGGCUUGUUUGAAGGUUAAAAAUGAACUAAUAACUUUGGCAGGUGUCGGGAGAGCACUCAUUCGUGGCUACGAUCUGUGUGGGUGUGCAUGCACUGAAGUCAGGUGUGUUUGGGACAAGAGGGGGGCUAUAUGUAAGCCGUUAUGUAAUUUUUCCACAUCAAUAUGAACAAAAACAACACGGCAGUUCUCUUCGAUAAGCAAUGAAAUGUAUGGUUUUCUAUCUUCACUUAUUAGUACAGCCUUUACUCAUUCUUUUCAAACCCUGACACAACAGCUCCAUUUUUAAUUCAAUGAAAACCCUUGCUCUUAGGCAUGCCACACCCACACCAUCGCCAUGUGACUGGCAUUGCCACGCCCCUCCAGGGAACCCUAGAGAUCAGGAAUGAAGUAGAAUUUUGAGAUAAAUAGUCCGUCUUCACUCUUCACUCUUCAAACAUCAAGGGCCAACAUUUCUUACAAUGGUAGACCCAUCUAUUGACAGAUUCAUUCAUUGAUAGUUUUGGAUGGGAUCAUUGUGGGGUUCGAAAGAGAAAAUCCCCCUUGACAUGAUGUUUCCAUAGAUGGAUGUUAAAUUUGCUGUUUUCCCUUUAGCUUUAAUUUUAUUUAUGAUUUAUAGUCUGUUUGCCAAAAAGAUUAGAAGGUAUAUUUGAGACAUACAUGAGGCUCUGAACACAUAAAUAGAAAAGCGUGCACCACGCUGCAAGGGAGAAGCAUAUGUGCUCAACAGCUGGGCUUCCAGCGUGACUGUGCUUGAUGGUCAAUGUUAACACUGAACUUCCUGGCAGCCUAGGCAAAAAGGGUGGCACAACGGGUUACACCAUUCACAUGUCUUGCAUCCAGUUAGUCGUAAAACCAGAGCUUCUGCUUGGGGAAGGGAGCAGCGGGGUGAUGCUCCCAGAUGUGCUCUGAAAUACGUGUGUGAGUGGGAGUCUAUGGUGCGGAGUGUGCUGUGUUGUGGCCACGGUUUAUAUCGUGAUGGGGUGAUUCCUGAGUGGGAGCGAGGAUUUUGGACAAUAGCUCGCAUUAGAGGCAAUGUUUGCACUGAGUUUCAGAAGAUCCUCGGUACACUGUCCGGUGCACACAAACACAGCGGGUCACCGGGGUUUGGGCCAUGACUUCUGAGAUGGCUGUUGUUGCCUGCUUCUUCAACAUGUGCUGCCUGAUUUCAAGGAACAUGCUUGUCAUUAGAGGCAAGUGAGACGCUGGGUCUGAGGGAGCAGCAAUGGCAGUGUUUCUGGAGGCCAAGAAUGCCCAUUCAGUCCUGAAACGGUUCCCUCGUGCCAAUGAAUUCCUGGAGGAGCUGCGCCAGGGUACCAUCGAACGGGAGUGCAUGGAGGAGGUCUGCAGCUACGAGGAGGUCAAGGAGGUGUUCGAGGACAAAGAGAAAACGAUGGAGUUCUGGAAGGGGUACCCGAAUGCAGUCUACUCAGUCCGAGACCCUGCACAAAGCUCAGAUGCCAUGUACGUGGUCGUGCCCCUUCUGGGGGUGGCGUUGCUGAUUGUCAUUGCCUUGUUCAUCAUCUGGAGGUGCCAGCUGCAGAAAGCCACCCGUCAUCACCCCUCGUAUGCUCAGAACCGGUACCUAGCCAGUCGCGCCGGGCACAGCCUCCCCCGGGUCAUGGUGUACCGGGGCACUGUGCAUAGCCAGGGGGAGUCCUCGGGGCACCGGGAGGCAGGGAGCAACCCGCAGGUGGUGCUGGGGCCCAGUCGAGGGAGCAGAACCACGGUCCGCCUUGAGAGCACCCUCUACCCCCCUGAGCUCUCUCUCUCCAGGCUGUCCAGUGCCACUCCCCCCCCAUCCUAUGAGGAGGUGACUGCACCCCAGGAGAGCAGCAGUGAGGAGGCGAGUGUCUCAUACAGCGACCCACCCCCAAAGUAUGAGGAGAUAGUGGCCACCAACCUUGGCUCGGACAAGUAGUAGGACAUCUGUCCCGUCCGGAGUGAAAGCCUCUUUCAGGGGUCUCCUAUUUUCUUUUUAACUUCUCAAAGACUGUGCCACCACAAAACAGCCUUAGUCUCCUGUUGCCAAAUAAUUUCCUAACCGUGGAUUUGUAGGAAGUCAGCUGUCAGAGACAGGUGGAGGUGGGUAAGGAAUACCCAUGCAUCAAGGCCCCUGCGGAGAGCCACAGGCUAGAGAGCCCAGCUCUUCCAGAAGCCCCCAUGCUCCCACCAUCCUGUCCCCCCAUCAGGAACUGGCUUCUCUUGUGCCAAAGGUAUUACCCUGUUGAGUUGACUGUGGCCAGAAUGUCCAUAGGCUCAGGCCCCAAGACUGCAUAGCUGGCUGGAGACCUGUCUGUGUCUGAAGCUUAGGCCACAGAGAUGAGGGAGAGAAGCUAGCCCUUCAGCAACCCCUUUUCCUCAACAGUCCUGUGCUUCCUGUCCUUGCUUACACUUUGAGGACAGGGACAAGGACUGAACAACAACAACAACAAAAAGAGUAAUAACCAAUAAAUAGGUGACCAACAUGAUAAAACAAAACAACAUAACCUGGGCUAUUCAUAGGGGACUGAGGGAAGUCAGAUCUGUAAUACUGCCCUGCCCCAACACCCACCCCCAUGCUCCUGACCAGGUUAAAAGGAUGAGGGGCAGGGGCCCAGCUGCCAGACUGAGCAAGAGGCCUGCCUGCGUGAACUUGGCCAUUCUGGAGGCUAGCUCUGGUUCUAGUGUACUUGGCCUUCUGAAGACCUUGGCUUUCCAGACAUGUGUACCGGCUGUGCUAAAACCGCUACCCACUGGCCUGAGCCCAGUCAUAGCCGGGGGAAAACUAACGCUGGUGACCCUGCCUGGGGAGCCCAUGGCCUCUGAGUGGUUGGGGGUACGGGCUGGGGUAGAGAGCUGAAGUUUUCUCCUUCUGAGGUUGAUUGGCCCAUGGAAUGACUAAACCCAUGAACUUGGCCUCCUCAGCACUGUGCUUUCUGGCUUUGAACUUUUAGGAUACUUCCCUUCUCUUGAGCAGGUGCAUUGAGUUGAACUUGAACUUCAGAUGACUGAUUUCUCCUUAAUGAUGGUGCCCACCUGGGGAAAAGAUCCCAAAGUGUCCCUUUUUAGAAAUUUCUUGACAGGGGAGGUGGGGAAGCCCGUGACGUGGGGUCGAACGCCCAUUCAGGAUUUGGUGUGUUAUUGCCAGGUGCUGGUCCAUUUUUAGUAAUCCCUUUCUGUGGCCCAGGAGCUGUCCACCUCUGCAUGUCAGUGAAGCUUUGGACAGCAGUGGGACAGAAGUGACCUGCCCUUUAACUGACCAUGACCACGUAAAAGACUCUCGACACCGCUUCCACUCACCCCUGCAUGUCCAUCCUCCUGGCCUCAGUGCCAGAUCACUUUUCCUCUGUGGUGCUUUAAAAAAUGUAGCAAAUUUUUGUGGGGUCCAAAAGAGUGCACAGCCAGGGUCUAUCGGCAACCACAGCGGUUUAAAACCCACGGAGAAGACAAGCUUCUUUCUGUCCAAACAGCUCUCCAAGAUAGGCAUUGGGCCUCAUUCUUUGACUGCAGCCCUUCCUCGAGGCCACAGAUGACUUCACCGGUCCUGAGGACUUGCCCUGGGACACGCUUUCAAGUUUAGGAGGCUUGUGUUCUUAUCCCAAUGAGGCCACCAGCUUCAAAAACUUGACCCGGUGGCUGGGGUUUUCCAUCCUUCCCCCUACCUCCCAGGCCAAAGGGAGGCUGACUGAACUAAUGCCUGUGCAGUUCUUGAAGCACCAGGGAGCUAGUGCAGUUUGCCCUUAGGGAGAUUCUUCUAGAAAUGUGUAGCUUAGGGAGACCAGUCUUAGUGGAGGCCUUCAUGUGACUCUGAUGUUGAGUCUCAACUUGGGGAGUCAGUCUCCUGACAGUUGACAAUUUCUGCCCCCUCCUCCAUCCCUGAGAACUCCCUGAUGCCGGAGGUGCUGACCAGGUGCGUUCCACCUUUCCUUCCUUCCCCUUUUUCUCCCUCCUGGCCUCUAACACUACACUCCUGCCCUUCCUCACAAAGGUAUUUUUGGCCUAGAAAGGCCCUGCUUUUUCCACGACGGAGACUGCGGUCACUCCUGUUUGGCCAUGUUGGAGGACCUGGGGUGGCCUGAAGCUCUGCUGCCAGCCUUGCCCUCCCAGCAUUUCCUCAGGCAGUUGCCUGCGUGUGACCUGGGAGCGUGAGAGAAGAGAGCCAGGCAUGGGCCCCACUGGCCAGAGCCAAAGGGAGUAUGCCGAGGAAUGCCUGCUGCCUUUGGCAUCUGUUGAGCCCUUCCCUGCUAAGCUGGGUGGAGAUGGGAGGGAGUGGGAAGCAGGAGCCUGGCCCGGUGGAGGACAGCACGUGUUGUGUCCUUCAGGCACUGAGCGAAGGCCUACAGGGAGAGCGCACAGGCAGCUCCUAGGGCCCUGUGUUCUCCUGUAAAGGUGCUUCGCAGGAUUCUUUCAGGUGGGCUUGCCACCGUGGUCUCUGGGACGUUUUUUUUUUGCAGUAUAUUGUGGAAAAAAAAGACUGUACAGUACACAAUGGUCAUAAUUCGCGGUGCACAUUUGGCUUUUACGAAUGCUCUGUAUAUAUCUUUUCAAACUCUGUCUUUGUAUGGACGUUGGUUUGAUACAAUGCUAAAUCUGUAGUAGCCACAUUUUUGUUGUUUUUGGACUUUGCGUGUGUGUGUGUGUGUGCGCGUGUGCAUGUGUGCCUGUACACUUGUGCACGUUGCCUUUUCUGAUAUGCUUCUCUGAAACAAUAGCCGGUGUGUGGCUAUAUUUGUACCAGGAGGGUUCCGGUCUGAAGGGAGGAAUGUCACCUCCUGGGGCUGGACAGUCUUUUGGACAGGGCCCUGAGGGAGGAAAGCUGAGAUUAGCUGUUUGAGCCCCACAGAGUCACCACCUUCUGCCCUCACUUCACAAAAAGUUUUGGGAGAAGACUAAGCAGCCCCACCCUGUGGGCCUCUGCCCUGUGGGACCUUCACUCACACACCCUUUCGGCAUGGCCUUCUCCACCUCUGCUCCUGUUCUGUGGGUAUCAACAGCUGAAGGAGAUCUGAGCACUCCUGGGCCUUUUUAUUUUUUAUUUUUAUUUUUUGGUGGAAAAAUGUAUGACUAUUGACUUUGGGACUGCUGGGGCUGGUUAUUCAGAUAUUUUUCAUUAAGAAAAAAGAGAAAAGGCUUUAAAAAACUUUUUAAGACUUUUAAAAACAAGAAUCGCAAACCUGUUGUCCCUCCACACUGCUCCCCAUCGCCUGGGAUUUUCAAAACGAAAGCACAAAAGAAAGGUGAAGCACACAGGUGCCCAGCAACACCUAGCAGGCUGACCUGGAGGCCAGGAGCCUCCUCUUCUGCUUGUGAAUCCCACUGCCAUUGGUGUGAAUUCCUUAGGGUGCUUGGGAAAACAGGAAUCUGCUUGGUGGCUUGGAUGUGGCCUUUCUGGUGGCCUGAAUAUGAGGAAUUCGGGACAGGAAAGUGUCUUUUUGUUAAGGAGUUGGAGCCAGAUGGUUCCUCUCUGGCUUCAGGCUGAUCUUUUGACAACCAAAUGGCAUCCCAUAAGAAGAAGGAAAAAACAACACUGCCUCUAGAUUGUUCUUUUGCCUGGGGCGGGGGGUGGGGAAGUGGGGGGGGCCCUUAUUCACCUACACUCUGUGUUUCUAAGAGUGUGCCUGUGUGCUAUGUCUUGCGUGUGCUCUCAUGUUCAAGGCCGAGAUGGAGAGCUGGGCAGCAAAGCUUUUCAGCUUGACAAGUAAUGAAGCUCCAUCUCAGAAUUGUGCCGAUUCAGAAACAAGCACAUCCUCCCCACUGAAGUCUGCUCAUACUAAUCAGUAUAAUUAGCUAAUUUCAAAGUACUGUAAUCAGACUGCCUGCAACCAUGGUAAAAGCCUAUUAAUUUGAAGCCCACUAAUUCAGAACUUAUAGAAAAUCACAGCUUAAGAUAACUCAUGGUAUCUGCGAUUCUUGCUCUGUAGAAAUAUUUGAAAUAUUCUUCGCUUUAGUCCAUUUUCAGGGUCCUAUGUGUAAGAAGGAUCUAGUUAAAAUGAGCACCUUUUUCAAAUAAAAGGCUCAAGAUAUCAGGGAUCCCUUCACCGUGCCUUCAGCUUUGGGGUUCAGAAAUUCUUGUGUGUAAGGCUCUUUCUGCGUAGGAUGGUCUCUUGGUCUCUCUCCAUUGUAGGAAGGGUGGGUGCUGCAGCUUUUCAUUCUCCUAGCCUGCAAUUUAAAGUAACAUAACUGUGUAUCUUGCUAAAUAUUCUGUAAAGCAGAUGUUUUGCUAUCAGAGUGGCCACUCCCAUCAUUUGCCCCCAAAUAUUAAACUUAGGGAGCUUUUCCUUUCACAGGCUGUGGGCGGUGAGUGUCUGUCUAGCAAGAAUUUCUCUGACAAGGAGAUCCAAAUAGCACACCCCCUUGGGCUCAUUGCCUCAACAGUUGUUCCACUGUACUGAGACAUCUGACCAUUGAACAGUUCCUGCCCUUCCCCCACCCCCAGCCUGAGCAUUAACACAGAUAUUCAAAAUUGGAACAAAUCCCACAGCUGCUUUUGCCUCCCGAUCUGUGUCCCCUUCCGGAUGCCACUUUCCCAGGCCUGAACACACCUGCUAUUUCACUUUGUGAUUGUGAAUUUGUGACAGUGGAAACCCUGAUAUGUGCAACUGAGCUUAUAGACAUGAUUACUGUGAAAUGGAUUAAUUUUGGUACCACUUUAAACUGUGCUUGUAUACAUGUGUUGACCCAUGUCAGCUGGGAAAUCUGUACAUUCAGUAGUAUGUCAGAAUUUUACUGGAGCCUGGGAGCAACCAACACACUUGCUUCUGUUUCUCUCUCUCUUUUUAUAAUUGUUGAGUUUAGCUGUUAAAUUUUGUCUCUUUCUGUACAAGAAGAUAAAAAUAAUAAAGAGCAC